ACCUGGAAUAGCAAGAAGCCAGGCUGGGGCGGCCGAGCCGUCGGGAACUGCAGGCCCGCAGAAGCGCCGGGUACCUGCAGUCCCUGCCUUUGGGCGUGAACGGCUGAUCCGUAGUUGACUGUGACGUGGAGGAGGAUUGGCGCUGGAAUUUUGAAUUCCAAAUUAUGUCCAAAAUGCUCAGUCUUCUCCCAACUAGGACGGACCAGACAGUACAGAAAAGCGGACCCCGCUAAUUCUGGGAUUGCAUUUUGCGAAGGAUUCUCCUUGAGCUUUGCACGCAGCCUCGGGUAGGGAGGCAUCAGAGCCUCUGGCCCACACAGCGAGUGGACAGGGAGUCGGAGGCCCGCGCGCCCCUAGCCAUGUCGCCUCCAGUGCCUCGCGCUUUUGCGUGGCCCGCCAAGGGUUCCCAGGACUGGCCAGGGUUGUUUCCCACCCGCGCGCUCUCCCUCACCCCCAACCAAGCCCAGCCCUUUUGACUUCCAGCUCCGUCGCUCCCGCCUCCGCCCCCGCCCAGGGUGGCCCUGGAGAGCCCGACUUCGCCCGCCCCUGCUGGGACCAUGGUGUUUCUCUCCGGAAAUGCUUCCGACAGCUCCAACUGCACCCACCCGCCCGCACCAGUGAACAUUUCCAAGGCCAUUCUGCUCGGGGUCAUCUUGGGGGGCCUCAUCCUUUUCGGGGUGCUGGGGAACAUCUUAGUGAUCCUCUCCGUGGCCUGCCACCGGCAUCUGCACUCGGUCACGCAUUAUUACAUAGUCAACCUGGCGGUGGCCGACCUCCUGCUCACCUCCACGGUGCUGCCCUUCUCGGCCAUCUUCGAGAUCCUGGGCUACUGGGCCUUCGGCAGGGUCUUCUGCAAUAUCUGGGCGGCGGUGGACGUCCUGUGCUGCACCGCGUCCAUCAUGGGCCUCUGCAUCAUCUCCAUCGACCGCUACAUCGGCGUGAGCUACCCGCUGCGCUACCCCACCAUUGUCACGCAGAGGAGGGGGCUCCGGGCUCUGCUCUGCGUCUGGGCGUUGUCCCUGGUCAUCUCCAUCGGGCCGCUGUUCGGCUGGAGGCAGCCGGCCCCCCAGGACGAGACCAUCUGCCAGAUCAACGAGGAUCCCGGCUACGUGCUCUUCUCCGCGCUGGGCUCCUUCUACGUGCCGCUGGCUAUCAUCCUGGUCAUGUACUGCCGGGUCUACGUGGUGGCCAAGAGGGAAAGCCGGGGCCUCACAUCCGGCCUCAAGACCGACAAGUCGGACUCAGAGCAAGUCACGCUACGCAUCCACCGGAAAAAUGUUCCCGCAGGAGGUGGUGGGGUGACCAGCUCCAAGAACAAGACGCACUUCUCAGUGCGGCUCCUCAAGUUUUCCCGGGAGAAGAAGGCAGCCAAAACGCUGGGCAUCGUGGUCGGCUGCUUCGUGCUCUGCUGGCUGCCCUUUUUCUUGGUGAUGCCCAUUGGGUCUUUGUUCCCUGAUUUCAAACCCUCAGAAACAGUUUUUAAAAUAGUGUUUUGGCUCGGAUACCUAAACAGCUGCAUCAACCCCAUCAUAUACCCGUGCUCCAGUCAAGAGUUCAAAAAGGCCUUUCAAAAUGUCUUGAGAAUCCAAUGUCUCCGCAGAAAGCAUUCUUCCAAGCACACCCUGGGCUACACCCUGCACGCCCCCAGCCAUGCCCUGGAGGGGCAGCACAAGGACAUGGUGCGCAUCCCGGUGGGAUCCGGAGAGACGUUCUAUAAGAUCUCCAAGACUGAUGGGGUCUGUGAAUGGAAAUUUUUCUCUUCCAUGCCCCGUGGAUCUGCCAGGAUUACAGUACCCAAGGACCGAUCUUGCACCACUGCCCGGGUGAGAAGCAAAAGCUUUUUGCAGGUCUGCUGCUGCGUGGGGCCCUCAACCCCCAACCUUGGAGAAAACCACCAAGUUCCAACCAUUAAGAUCCACACCAUCUCCCUCAGUGAAAACGGGGAGGAAGUUUAGAGGACGGGGGAAGGUCACAAGGAAAGGGGUGAUCCUAGAUACCUUCCCACUUCCUACUCAAAAGACAGCUCACCUUCCUUGGAGGAAAAGACAGGAGCAUUCAACAAGGGUACACCAGGCAAGGGAUGGGGGAGGAGAUCCAACUCACCAGGCAACGCAUAAGGAACAGGAAAGAGGCUGGAAAUCUCCCAACCAACAGGUUCAGAAUGAUUCUAGACAACAUAUCUCUGCACCUGAUUCUCAUUUGUUUUCUAGUCUGCUUUCCACCACUGGCCCUUUCAAUGAGAAAUACCAUGGGAAACAGAAUUGCAUACACAAUCCGAAAGACUAUAAAUACAGGAUUAUGAUUUCAUCAUGAAUAUUUUGAGCAUUCACUCUAAGUUUGGAGCUAUUUCUUGAUGGAAGUGAGGGGACUUUAUUUUCGGGCUAAACCUACUGACGCCACUGUUGACAUUUAUGGAGAGGAACCCUAAAGAGAAUUGGGAGAUGAUGGCCAACACCCAGGCACAUUACUUGUAGAAUGAGUUUUAAAGCUCCACCAUUUCUGAUACAUCCAGUUUCUCAGCUUGGGUGAAAUAGAUAGUGAGACUUCCCUGUGGCUGCACUUUGAUGGAAUACUGUGCUUAUCCCCAAGGAUGAGGGUUAGGGACACUCUUGCUGCAGAAUGAGGAGGCUCAUGCUCCACCCUGUGAAAAUCUUUUCGUCAUCAGAUAAGAACAAUAACAACUGCCUCCACGUAAAGCUGGAGAGUGGAGGACCGACUGGGGAGAGGGUGCUUUUCUCAAGAGAUUACAGUACACAUGAGGCUCAUCUUCACAAAUUAACUGCUAAGGUCAAAAACCUUUCAGCACUUCCAAGAUCAGAUGUGGAGAGGCUUCUAGUGCAUCACACUGAAAGAUCAGCAGGUUGAGGGUGCUAAUUUCAUGCUAAGCUAGCGGCUGCCAAAUCACUCCACAGCCUUUUGGAUGUGGCCUAGAAAAUUCUUGACAAAUUACUUGCCUUUCCCAGAGCUCCGUUAUGAAAACCCAGAGCUUGUAUUUCAAAAGGCGAAAUGACUGACUUCCACUUCUUGUCACCUGCUUCACUCCUGCAUCAGGAAUGAGGGUCACCUGCGGCACACUGGAGUGAGCCUUGAGACCCAGGGACACCCUUCCUGGACUUGGAAAGAUGUCAGUGCUUAGUCUCGGACACAUACUGACUGGUUACCAAAGAACUGCCCAAAGCAGGGGUUUGCAAACAUUUUUUCGGCAGAAAAAUCUUUAUUCCAGCAAAAGAUCCCACAGCCCACUCAGAUUCAUCCAUACUGCUUCCUAUAGGAAAUUGGGCAACAUUUCUUGCUUCAUAUCUACCAAAUUUUGAUAAACCUUAAUAACUCAGAUUAUUGCUAAUGAUGACAGUGGUAACUAUAUGUGAAAAUUAAAAUAUGCCUGUUACCCCACCAUGAGAACUUAAAAUAUGAUUCAUGUUUUUUGAAUAAUUCCUGACAAGAAUCAUUGAUCUAAAACUACUGGUCAUUUCUGUGGCCCCUUCCUUAUUUGUGUGACUUCCUCCAGGAAUUUCAAAGCAGGUUGGAGACGUUGUAUAACCCUCCAGCAAGAAUCAUGGCCCAAUCAUCUCUCUUUCAGCAAAAUAAUUAUUUCCUUAAGUCUUGCUAAAAGCAAAUCUCUUUCCACAUUGCAGUGGAGGAUAUGUCUAUAUGUGGAUGUAGGUUUUGUGAAUGGCUGUGUUUGGGCUUUGAACGCAGCUGCUCUCUCCACUUUCUGGACAGUGUCUUAUUAACAAGAUAAAUAGAUACUUGAUGUAGUCGUAAGAACAUAGAUUCUGACACUUAGAAGAUGGCUGGAUUUUUAGACUCUACAAGUCUCUCUGCCUGGCCCAUACCAGUUCAAGCAGAUACAGAGGUCUCAUUCUAGAGGCGGACACCUAGGAAGAACUUGAAUGUGAAAGCCUCCUGAUUUUCUGCCUUGGCAGGACAGAAGCUUCAUCACUGAGAAAAGCUUCUUUCAAAUUCUGAAUUUAAAAAUUACUCUUGGCCUUGGCUUCCCUUUACAAAAAGAGCAUCUUCCUGGGGAGAAUGAUCAUAACCUGUCUUCCUCAAAAUGUGAUCCCGUAUUAGACAUGAUCAUGAAACACGUCUGUGGAUAAAUUUACAUUGUAGAUGUGGGAAAGUGUAUGAGCACCCGGAAGUUAGUGUUAAUGCCACUUGUAAUCAAAACACACAACUAGAAAAUCUUUUGGUCAUCAGAUAAGAACCAUGACAAUUGUAUCCAUGUAAAGCUAUCCGUAAAUAAUUGUCUGCUACACUCUUCCCCAGCACACUGCCCUCUAGGGAGGUAAACUUUUAACAUGUUUCCCCUUUCCCAUAGCAUGAUAUUGGGUAUAAACAUGCCAAUUUUAUAAAAAAAAAAUUGAUGUUACUCAGAAUUCAGUGAUAAAGUGAGAUAAACAGCACACAAGUUGAGAUGCCUUUCACUCAUCCACAAAAACAUCUGUACCUUUAAGCAUGCCAAAAACUAUCUAAAAUUGUCACAGCUAAACAAGUGAUUGUCAUAUUUAUACUCCCAUGUUUACUGCUUCUAUUUGGAGCUGGAGGAAUUUACCCAGGGUAACACUGGUUAAAAUGCCUUUGCUAAUGUGUUACAAAAAGCUGUUGCUUUGGGACUGCCUGAACGUUGCAAAAAUCAGUGACAUUAUGGGACAGUCAAAACUUGAGUUUAUUCCGCAGUAGUUAUAUGCAUAAGAAGGAGCCUUAAAUCUCUUUAUUCAAAAAUUUCUGGGGCCGGGGAUAUAGCUCAGUGGCAUGGCACUUGCCUGGUAAGCAUGAGGUACUGAGUUUGAUUCUUGUUUCAAAAAAAUUUUCCCAGACUAUAAAAGUGUUUCAGAAUUCAUUUUACUUAUCACAGUUUUCUUCCUUUUCUUUUCUCAUAUCUCAUCCAGUUCUGCUUCUGGUGUAAUUACUUAAUGUAUCCUACACUUCCCAAAUUGGGAAGUCUCCUAAUUCCAUCACCACCUGCCUAGGUUGGUCCGCCCCUGGCAGACAGUCUCUUAAGCUUUCUCUGUUAGGUGUCCCUGUGUCAGCAAUCCUUGGCUCUAGACUCCUAACAACUCCACUCUUCCUAUUUUAGAAAUGAAAAUCUGAUGGUUGAGUUAAUCAAGUGCUUGGCCAAGGGCAAGGAGGAUCUGACUUAAACUUGAGUCUGACCAACUCUAAGCAUUCUCAUUCUCCACAGCAUCUCUAUGCCACACGCAGUGAGGGACAAUAACCUCCCACUUGGGUUAGGUGUGUGAGGAUGCCAAACUUCGAAAUGUUUUGUUUCCUUGUGAUUUACCUACAAAUUAACCUUGGCAAAUAUGCUACCCAGUCUCCAACCCAGCCAAAUCCAAGAGCAGGUAGGCCAUCAUUGAGAGAGGCUGGUGUCUAUCAUGCUCUCAGACUGCACUACUUUUUUAGGGAAAUGGCCUGCGAUGUUAAAAGGCUUGGUAAGAAGGGCACUAAUAUCAAAUUAGGAAACAGUGGGCAUAUGAGAGAAUGCAGAUAAUGCCAGGCGUAGCGGUGCACGGCAGCAAUCCCAGCACUUGAGAGGCUGAAACAGGAUCAGAUACAUAAACAGAUACAACAUCAUGCUCACUCCCCCGCAUUCCAAAUUUUUUUGGUUUUUGCCUGGAAAGGAAAGGACUGUAGGCAUUGCCGAGAAUGUGCUGAGUGUGUGAGUUUCAUGGAUGCCACCCUGAGAGAAGGGCUCAGCCUGCUGACCUUCAGGUAGUGAGAGACCCAGGCAGCCACCCAGGUUGGCAGCUGUGCUAUGCCCAGGAAACCCACCCUUUCCUCUCUCACAAAUGACAGCUAUAGGUCCGAGCAUCUUGGCCUCCCCCUUGACUUCCGCAGUGUGAACCAUCACACAGACACGCUGGUCCAGUAGGUUCCUGAGUUUCAGCCUGGGAGUGAGAACAUUUUAGGAACCAUUUACUUGGGCAGCUAAUUGUUCACUCUUUAAUCACACAGCUAUUUAAUCAGCCUUGACAAACAUUCUCAUGGCUUCUGGAGAGAGUGCUGCGCAGGUCCUCGUGCCAAAAUAGAUCUUCCUUCUACGCAUGAAUAGUUGUUGACUUAAUUAAGGAAAGAGCUUUGUUCGCCAGCACAGGGAGAAAGCAAAAAGGUGGAAGCUGAGCAGGUAGAAAGCCAACUCUCCCAGCAGGAGCCAGGGUGACAAAAGAGAAGCUACGGGUGGCAAAGAUGGAGCCAUCAGCGGUCACUCACUCAUCACUCAUCUCUUUUUACACUACUAGGACUUUUAACCAUGAAACCACCUGUACACAGCUCCGGUCAAGCUCCCUUGGAACACUGGUUGCUCCUGCUCCGUGUCUAUGAACUCCGCUGGGAGCAGGGCUGAGUCCACCAUCUUCCAAACACAAUGGCAGCAGGGUCCACUGGCCUCCAAAGUCCCCGCAAGAGGAGUGAGUGGAGAUGACGGUUUGGGACUGGGCCGGAACAGCUGGUUAGGAUCUCAGCAGAAGGCGCUGACCCCUUGCCACUGUGGCCAUCAGUAUGACCUUGUUCAUGCCCUCCAGACCCAAAUAUCGUGUGGGUGGGCUAAGAAUGAGCCUCAUCUGCUCUGUGCAGGAAAAUGUCAUUUCUUCACAGCCACUGCAAUGUGGAUUAUGGGUUUCCCCGCAUAGAAGGAAGAGGCCAGCUGUGGGGGUAGCAGGGACUGUGGAUAAGGGGGAGACAGCAUAAACAGGACUCAAAGCAGGGUGCUGUCCUAACGCUUUGCUGCAACUGGUAAGCAAGCAACUAGCCAAAAGCUGGUGAUUUAUUCAUUUCAAAAGAGAAAAUAAUUACCUCUCCUGUCACAAGGCUGGGGAGCUAUUACAUUACUCUCCCUCUGUAUCCAUGUAGACACAUGCUAAGCUGGAAAUGAUUAUUGCAAAAUGAAGAAAAGUACAGACUCAAUUAGGUUUAAAAAAAAAAAAAACCUGAGAGCAAUGUAUACUGUAUUUAAAGAAAACUGUGAUGCAGACCCUGGCAUUUUAAAUAGCCUGAAUACAGUAGGUGAAUUUAAACAUGAAGAGAAGUAAAGACAGAGGAUCCCAGCAGGAGCUUUAGAUUUAUCCCUGUGAAACAUUGCACACUUGUCAAAGUAAUUUCACCUGCUUUGGGUCAUUCCUGUGAUUGAUAGGAAGAGAAGGAAGGGCUUAUGAUCGGUCCUUGGCACAGGGAGGAAUGAGGGGUUGUUCAAAGAUUUCCUUGAAACCCACCCCCCAUCCAGCCAUUGACUCCUUUUUCUUUGAGAUCUCAGUAUCACCGAGGUCCACUUUGCUGUCACACUCUUUCAUCUCCACCUUCUCUCCAGCGCUCUCUGCCAGCUAUCGACAGCUCAGGGCUCUUCUCAGGGUCCAGUGCACAUCCACCGUGCUCCUCUCUGUGGCUGACAGACAGGCACUUUGGAACUCUGUUCUUUCUCCCUAAAUAGGCAGCCCCAGAGCCACAGGGCUGAGGGAAAAGGCAGGGCAGGAGGCUCUCAGUUUGCUCAAUGAGGUGAAAUGUAAAGCAAAGCCCAAGAAUGACAGUCUCCGCAAGGUCCUCAGAGGUCCCACAGGGAGUUGCAGGAAUUCAUCUUUGCACUGGGAGCUACGACCCCCUGUACACACACUGACCGUCAGCAGCAAAUUACCUCUCUUGCAUCCAACACUGCCCUUGGCACAAAACCUGCAGUGAGGCUCAGACAGUCCCCAGCUUAUGAGCUGGCUGGAGCCCAGGGUCAUCUGUGUAGAAGUCAAGAAUGUGUUUUUCCGAGAGGCAUUGUUCUAAGUGAGGGAGGGGAAGGAUGUUCCCAGAUAAACCAAAAAAAUAAAAUUCUAUUUAAUGUACACCAAGAGUUGCCAAGCUUUUUCUGUAAAAGGCUAGAGAGUAAAUAUUUUAGGCAUUAUGAGCUAUAUGGUGUCUAUCAUGCAUUCUUCUGUGUUUUGACUUUUCGGGAAGAAAAUGGACAAUCUUUUUUAAAAGACUUCAGCAAAUUCAGCCCCUGGACCACAACAUACCACACAUGACCUGUGGCAUCACAGCUUCCGGGUAGUGCAGGUGACACUAAAUGGUGGCUUUUGGUGCUCAGCAUACAAGCAGCCUUUUUAAAACAUGUCACUGACAUAUCUUGCCUGGGCUGAACCUAUGUGAGCUGCUAGAUAAAGUGACAUCAUUCUUUGGGACCUUCCGAGCAGGUGUCAGGAAAGCAGGUGAGCACCUGCCUCGCUUGACCCCCGCAUCCUGUGGAACAGGCAGUCCGCAGGUGCCCAGGUGAGUGCAUGGAUCCCACUCGUGACCUUCUGGGCAGUGGGCCAUGACAAUAUGCCGACUCUGAGCUGCAGCAACAAGUAGCUGUUACAUGACCAAGGCCAUCCUCCCAGACCCUUGGAAGUUGGUGACAUGGAGGUUCCCAAAAGCUUUUUGAGAUCACACUUGCCUUCUUGGAGAGGACUUUUGAGCACAGUGCCCUGCACCAGGGCAUCUGAGAGCUGCUUGGAGCUCAGAAAGCAGUCACGGGACACAAAGAGAUGGUGUCUUCCAAAGGACAAAUGGGAGGAUUUCAAUCCUUUUCUUCGUGCUUUGUUUCUUCUUUCCCCAAUUUUCCUCUUCUGGUAAGUCUGAAAUCACCUAACUAGAAUAGAAGUGCUAAGGACAGUGCUAUGGGGAGGCACAGUUAGCCUUCCUGGGGAUGUGGAAGCAUAUUUCCCUGAGCUGGUGCUUUUGUGGGUCCCCUUUCCCUUCCUCAGUCCAUCCUGAUGGCGGUGAGGAAGAAGAAAACAGUCCUGGUUGGAAAUAAAGCUCAGUUCCCAUAGCCUAGGGCAGGAGCUAGAGCGUUGACUGAGGGGACUCUGUGGCCAGGCUCUGGAGUGGGGCAUUUGACAUAGUGGAUGCAGAACUGACCUGGAGGGAACUGGAAAUCAAAGUCGCUUAGUAGUAGCACCACUUUCUCCUUCGGGCAUGAAAGAAGGGCUUGGGCAGGCUCUAUACAGUCUGCCACUCAUUAUGGGCAGAGAUGGGAGACCAGCUGCACAGAAACUAGGAAAUACCCAGGAAGGCUCAGGUAGUAGUGGAUGAGCCUCGGAACUCUAAAAAGUUAUGGUACUAUCCUAAUUUGGGUGCAGAGCACAUCAGUAGGGAUUCAGGGCUGACUGCCACCUCCAAGCAUCCCAAAGACAUCUGUGCCUGGGAGAGCAGAGCCUUAGCACUGAACAGACCCUUGACUCUGAAGGCAGGAUGAGAAAGAACAAGGUGGGGUCAGAAGCAGCCCAAGGACUGGUCCCAAGUCACAGCUGUAGGUAGGCUAAGGCUGUCUGCCGCACACUGGGACUGGCAUAGAAAAUGAGUGCAAGAUCUUUUAGGGAGCUUUCUUCUGUUCUGUCUCGUGGCCUAAGAAAAGCAGAAAGGUGGCCACAUCAACCUCAUGUGACGUGAGGCAUGGGCAGCCACUCCUGAAAACAAUCCUCUUAAUUCAGACCUUCUGAGACCCCUGAAGUCCCCUCUGCCCAAGCCUCUCUGGGGGAACAAUGCAGUGCUGCCUCUUCCAGUGUGACCCUAAAGCACCUUGUCCUGUCCGCCUUCUCUUGCAGUAUUCUAUCCCACUUCUGCUUUAUCAACCCACCCAUGCCUCUUAUUGCAGAGAAGUCGAUGGCCCUAGUAGUCCCACCAUGACAGCCAUGGAGAUUCCCUCCUCCAUCAGUUCCUGCUGAGAAGCAAGGAACAUUUGUCCUCAUUAGCAAGGCCCAGGUGCUCUAACAGCUGGCUCGGCAUCUGCAGGUGUGAUUCCUGUGCAAAAGACGCUGUUGCUUUGGUCUCCUGCCCUCUCUUCCCAUCCCCAGGCACUCUGAGAUUGGAAGUAUUUCUGAUCCCAAAUAUCAGCCACAGUGGGACAUCCUGCCACCUAAUUCAUGAGCUUCCGUCCAAUCUAGAAAUGCCAGAGAGAAAGUCACACAGAAAGGCAGGACCUACACAAACAAUCAAAGCAUCCUAGCCCAGACCCAGGACUUACUAUUGAUUCAUCCACUAAAAUAGUCUUUCUGGGGCUGGGGAUUUAGCUCAGCGGCAAAAGCGCCUGCCUGGCAAGCGCAAGGUCGUGAGUUCGGUUCCCGGUACCGGAGAAAAAAACAAACAAACAAACAAAAAUAGUCUUUCUUCCCACCUGAUCUGCAUUCCUUUUGUAACCCCGGCUUUUCUUUCAUUAUGAAAUGCAUUCCACGAACUGAGCUCUUAAAGGUUUGAAGACCCAGAGCCCAUUCAUCAAGAACUGAGCAUCGGGAUGAGCACGUCUUGCCUCCCAGCAUCUCUGCUUUCCUGGUGCCUGCAUCAUACCAGAGGCGACAGGCAUUGUAAAUCACAACGAAAGAGAGGACACCGGCGAAUAGUAGGAGGAUGAGCAGCUUUAAUCUGCAAGCAAGGUUGCCCAAAUUCAACCUGACAAGUAGGGAGGCUUUUUAAAACUCUGCUACAAAGUAAUUUUUAUAGCAAAACAUGGAAGUAGUACAAAUAUUUAAGUAAUAAUAUAUUGCCAGGUGCCCAAAGACUUUUUAUAAGAUGAAACAGUGGAGAGUAAUUAAAUUAAAAGGAGGUCUCUUGCUUGCUGUCAGCUUGGUUUGGGGAAGCUGGGCUGAUCCACACCUUUGUCUUCUUCACAUCCCAAGCAACCCUGAUACCUAUGCUUCAAGUGAGAGCUGACACUCACUUCAGCCCUGAAAACCCAAACCAAAGCACACGCUUUUCUCAUCAGAUGUGCAGGAAUUUUUGUCUCUGGGCAUAACAAGUUACACGGGGUCCACUUCGCAGUAUUUCCACACAAACUAACCCACUAUUGCAGACAUCCAAUUCUCUUGCUCCUUACCAUGUGACUGUGACAGAUCGUGCAGGGUUAAGUCUUAAAUACGAAAACCUGUAUUUCUGGAGCACCUGCAGCAAACCAAGCCCUGUGCACAUUUCAAGAUGGUAAGGCACUAGAUUCUAGUCACAUUACCAAAGAAGCAUUUCCACAGAGAGCCAGCACAGUGAUACUGAAGGGAGAGGAAGAGAGGGGUGAAGUCUAUAGGGGAAAGGAAGAAGCCUAAAAAGUUGAGCCUGCAUGUUCUGUCUUCCGGAGCACUCCUCUGGGAACCUCAACCUGCCCUUCCCUGAGCCGGUCACAGGCAGGAGCCAGAAGAGGAUUGAGAGAGGUGCUGUGGGAAGAGCGAAGGAGUGGGCCUCCCAGACCCGGGCUCUGGUGCA
Messenger RNA from Chinchilla lanigera (long-tailed chinchilla), 11205 nucleotides. RefSeq names its product adrenoceptor alpha 1A (gene Adra1a). Gene Ontology annotation, biological process: positive regulation of cytosolic calcium ion concentration; adenylate cyclase-activating adrenergic receptor signaling pathway; phospholipase C-activating G protein-coupled receptor signaling pathway. Gene Ontology annotation, molecular function: alpha1-adrenergic receptor activity. The transcript is spliced from 2 exons. The record is from RefSeq and is a predicted model, not a curated record. NCBI's taxonomy places the organism in Eukaryota, Metazoa, Chordata, Mammalia, Rodentia, Chinchillidae. The coding region runs from base 558 to 1955 and encodes 465 amino acids. Gene Ontology annotation, cellular component: membrane.